Molecule: messenger RNA, 459 nt
Organism: Hypoxylon fragiforme
Lineage: Eukaryota; Fungi; Ascomycota; Sordariomycetes; Xylariales; Hypoxylaceae
Exons: 1
Coding region: 1-459 (152 amino acids)
Source: RefSeq, a predicted model, not a curated record
AUGGCUUCUGCUGACAGCAGUCUCCCUUCAACCCCCCGUCUAUCGAAAGGUCAACUCAAGCAACAAGUAUACUCCGAGCUAGGCCUCCCUCUCCACGCAAUGCUCCAGGAGGUGGCCGAGGCCGCGCCCCUCGACCAAGUAUCCAACUCCCCCGGCUCCGUCCGCUGGCACAUCUGCCACCGCGGCCAGAUCCACAAGGAAACCAACACGCUCAAGCACACGCUCCUCUUUCUCAUCUACCAGACUACGCGCCACGGCCCGCAGAACGGGUUUCGCCUUUGUUGUGUGCAUGAGGGGUACUCCGUUGGCGGAGAAGGGGAAGGGGAGGGGGAAGGGGAGGAUGAUAUAGAUAUCUUGGAGAAGCCGAUCCCGCAGGGGCAUAUGGAGUUGGCGAUACUGGGGAGCCCGAGGAAUCCGGAUAGUGAUUCGGAUGCUGGGUCUACGUAUACUAGCUGCUGA